Messenger RNA from Emys orbicularis (European pond turtle), 1165 nucleotides. RefSeq names its product lysocardiolipin acyltransferase 1 (gene LCLAT1). Gene Ontology annotation, molecular function: acyltransferase activity. The transcript is spliced from 6 exons. Bases 35 to 1165 code for a protein of 376 amino acids. Gene Ontology annotation, biological process: phosphatidylinositol acyl-chain remodeling. Gene Ontology annotation, cellular component: endomembrane system; endoplasmic reticulum. The record is from RefSeq and is a predicted model, not a curated record. NCBI's taxonomy places the organism in Eukaryota, Metazoa, Chordata, Testudines, Emydidae.
CCCUGCCUUAUUCAGUGAACAGGAUGGAAGAGCCAUGGUGUCAUGGAAAGGGAUAUACUUCUUACUUGCACUGUUCUUGGCAAGUUUUUUUGGGAGCAUUUUCAUGCUCAGUCCUUUUCUACCUUUGAUGUUUGUUUCCCCGGCCUGGUAUCGCUGGAUCACUGACCGCAUUGUGGCCACCUGGCUCACACUCCCAGUGGCUUUGCUGGAGAUAGUGUUUGGCGCAAAGGUGGUUAUAACAGGUGAUGGGUUCAUCCCCGGAGAAAGAAGUGUCAUCAUAAUGAACCACCGGACGCGAAUGGACUGGAUGUUCCUAUGGAACUGCCUGCUGCGAUACAGCUACCUCAGACUAGAAAAAAUCUGUCUCAAAUCCAGUCUCAAAAGUGUUCCAGGAUUUGGUUGGGCAAUGCAGGUUGCUGCCUUUAUUUUCAUUCAGAGGAAAUGGGAAGAUGACAAGAACCACUUUGAAAAUAUGCUGGAUUAUUUCUGUGACAUUCAUGAACCAUUGCAACUCCUCAUCUUUCCUGAAGGAACUGAUCUCACAGCCAAUACCAAAGCCCGCAGUAAUGAAUUUGCUGAAAAGAAUGGACUUCGAAAAUACAAAUAUGUCUUGCAUCCACGAACUACUGGUUUCACUUUUGUAGUAGAACGUCUAAGGGAAGGUAAUAACCUUGAUGCUAUUCAUGACAUCACUGUGGCAUACCCUCAAAACAUUCCACAAACAGAGAAGCACCUUCUGAAUGGAAACUUCCCAAAGGAGAUACAUUUUCAUGUCCAUAGGUAUCCAGUACAGACUCUGCCAACUUCCAGGGAAGAGCUGCAGCUCUGGUGCCAGAAGCGUUGGGAAGAGAAAGAAGAGAGACUCCAGUUGUUCUACGAAGGUGAAAAGUACUUUGAUGUAACAGGGCGAAGCAUAAUUCCACCUUGUAAAUCUGAGCUCAGGGUCCUAGUGGUUAAAUGCAUCUCGCUUCUGUACUGGACAUUGUUCACACUAGCUAUGUUUGUGUUGCUGUACUUGUACAGCUUUGUGCGAUGGUAUUGUGUGACUGCGGUUGUCAUUUUUGUUGUGCAACAAAAAAUAUUUGGUGGGUUGGAAAUAAUUGAACUUGCACGUCACCGAUAUUUUAAUAAACGACAGAAUGGAUAUGGCAGGAAAACAGAAUAA